GUGUUUUCUUCCUUCUUCUUUUUUUUUCCUUGACCCUUAAUGCAUUGUACUUUUCCUAAUUUCAUGGCCGAUACUCCAAAACCUGCGACUGCUUUACCAUUUGAUGAAGACGCUUGGUGGGAAUGCUUCAUCAAUGCGUCUACUCUCCUGUCUGGCGAUGGGGCCCCUGACAACGAACCGUACUCACAGAAUCUAUCACUUCGAAAUUUGUCGCCGGUUCCCCGAGCAAACAACUUUAGCUGCGGCCCUACUGUCAGUCAACCAUCGGUGACGUCCACUCCCACCACCACUAUUUAUACACCGUCCCUUUCUCGUUCCCCCGUUGAUCCUCCUCAGAUACUUGUAGAAAGCAUCUAUUCACUGAUGCCAGUUAUACAAGAGAACAUCGAGACUUGCAAGUUAUCUAUUGUUGAGCAACCCAAACGCUGCCGUAUGUGUGGGUUUGGUGAGAAAGACAAAAGACCAAUUGAUCCAGCCCCAAUCUUACGUCUUGACGUAUUUGACGAGCAUGGUAUGCCCUCGAUAAACAUGAUUGACCUGCCAUUUUAUAUAUGUCAAGCAUCGUUAUAUUCGAUGGACAUGCAACAACCAAUGGAUGUUAUUGAAACAGUGCCUUCUGUCAUGUAUCGGGUGCUGAUCGGAUGCACAUUUGCUUCUCCGCUGCUACUAAAAGACUUGAACGGUGACCGACAAAUUUACUUUGCAUUUCCUGAACUGAGUGUUCGCACAGCAGGCACAUACCGUUUAAAGUUCAGUUUCAUCCAUCUCACAAGAAACACUGUGGCUACUCAUGUCUUUAGCGAUCCAUUUACCGUUUAUCCACCCAAAACUUUCCCGGGCAUUCAUGGUCAGUUUGGGAUGCUAUUUUCUUUGGCUUGUGUUCAUUGUUUUGGCUAAUUAAUCUGUCUCACAAAAUUUAGAAUCCGGGGAAUUGACCAUACAUUUGGCAAAACAGGGUCUUCGAGUGCCGCAGCGUGUAUUGACGAGACAAAAGACCGCUCAUUCUAACUAGACCCUUUACUUUGGACAUAUUGCAACACAUCAACCACUAUAGAUCUUCAUUAUAGAAUAUUCAUAUAGAGAAACUAUUAAGUCAAUAAAAAAAAUCUGUC
Molecule: messenger RNA, 1112 nt
Organism: Radiomyces spectabilis
Lineage: Eukaryota; Fungi; Mucoromycota; Mucoromycetes; Mucorales; Radiomycetaceae
Product: velvet factor-domain-containing protein
Exons: 4
Coding region: 40-897 (285 amino acids)
Source: RefSeq, a predicted model, not a curated record